UAUCAUGGUCCUCAUCUAUAAUCCCAUGGAAUAAUUUACAUUUACCGUGAAUAUCCCCCCUUGGAUGAUCCCUUUUAUAAGGAGCCAUCUUUUCUCCUCCUCACAUGCGCGUCUUCACAGCCUCAAACAUCGCAUCUCUCCAAGCUGGCAACAAUUUGGAACCAUCUUUUAUUUAUUCAUUUUCUUUAAAUCCCACAAUUUUUCUCUUUUAUGGCAUCCAAAAUGAAAGAACGAAAGAGAACUCCCAUUUCGCACAAAGUGAUCGAGAAAAGAAGACGAGAUCGCAUCAAUCGCUGCCUAAACGAACUGGGCAAAACUGUACCCAUGGCACUGGCCAAACAGAAUUCAGGCAAACUGGAAAAAGCAGAAAUCUUGGAGAUGACGGUUCAGUAUCUGAGGGCGCUCCACUCCGCUGAUUUCCCCCGAGGGAGAGAAAAAGGAGAAUUGCUGGCCGAGUUCGCCAACUACUUCCACUACGGCUACCACGAGUGUAUGAAGAACUUGGUCCACUAUCUGACCACGGAAGACCGGGCCGAGACCAAAGACAUCAAGUACGCACGGAUCCUCGCCUUCCUGCAGUCCAAAUCCCGCGCUGUCACGGAGCCGGUCUUCGGCUCUGUGGGCGCCGGGCCCGAACCGUCAGACUAUUUGGGCCAUCAACUGCACUCGUCCCCGGAGCGCCACAGCCCCGUGGAUGCCGUGUACGUGCACCCGCCGCCGCCGCCGCCGCCGCCGCCGCAACAGCAGCAGCAGUCGAGUCCCCCGGCAGGACACUUGGCCUGGCACGGCUCGGCACGCGGCCCCACCAUCUCGUACCAACCUGUCGCGCUGAGCGCGCACCCGCAGCAGCACGGUGGAUACUUGUCACCGGUGCAGGGACUCGAACACCAUCACUAUUUCAACUUCCUAGGCCACACGCACCACAACACGUUUAGUUUACAUAGCGCACAACACGCCAUGUAA
Messenger RNA from Nerophis ophidion (straightnose pipefish), 963 nucleotides. It is a transcript of the gene helt, whose product is annotated as helt bHLH transcription factor. The coding region runs from base 211 to 963 and encodes 250 amino acids. Gene Ontology annotation, molecular function: protein dimerization activity; DNA-binding transcription factor activity, RNA polymerase II-specific; RNA polymerase II cis-regulatory region sequence-specific DNA binding. The transcript has 4 exons. Gene Ontology annotation, cellular component: nucleus. The record is from RefSeq and is a predicted model, not a curated record. NCBI's taxonomy places the organism in Eukaryota, Metazoa, Chordata, Actinopteri, Syngnathiformes, Syngnathidae. Gene Ontology annotation, biological process: anterior/posterior pattern specification; regulation of neurogenesis; regulation of transcription by RNA polymerase II.